Molecule: messenger RNA, 1118 nt
Organism: Leptinotarsa decemlineata (Colorado potato beetle)
Lineage: Eukaryota; Metazoa; Arthropoda; Insecta; Coleoptera; Chrysomelidae
Product: transmembrane protein 120 homolog
Cellular component (GO): membrane
Source: RefSeq, a predicted model, not a curated record
UAAAUAUAACGAACUUGUCCAUCCACGACAGUACCUAAGUCAGAGCUGUGAUAACAAAGGUGAUAUAAAAUGUGUGAUCAAAUUUUUGAAGAGUGGGAAGAAUUAACUCAAGAGUACAAUAAAUUAGAAAGUGUAAACGAAGAAUAUAUAAAAAAACUACAAGAAAUAACUUCUAUUCAGCAAGCAUGUUUGAAAUAUAUUGGACAUCAGAGAUAUAGAAUGAAAACUUUAACACAAAACUUAAAAGACACGAAAACGGAUGAAUCAAUUCAAAAACUGAAAGAGGGAAUGAUGAAGAGGGAAACAGAACUGCAGGAGAUCGAAAAAACUUUACCCAGACAAAGUGAAGGAUUUCUGAAAUUUAUACUAGGUGGCAUCGAUGUUUCAUUUCUCAAUAAAGACGAUAAAUUCAAAUAUAAGGACGAAUAUGAAAAAUUUAAACUCACCUGUCACUUUGUAGCUUUCGUUUUGUGUUUAGUUCUUCUGAAUGUUAACUCGAAACCAUUAGAACAGUUUUAUCUGGGGUUUCUAAUAUGGUACUACUGUGCAAUUUCGAUACGCGAGAGUAUUUUGAAAGUAAACGGUUCCAGAAUUAAAGUAUGGUGGAGAAUACAUCACAUUUUAUCCUUAUUGGGCUCCGGUAUUAUGCUGGUGUGGUCUGAAAAUGAAACUUGGAAUGAGUUUCGAAAUCAGUUUAUCUGGUACAAUAUUUAUAACUCUUUCAUACAAUAUCUACAAUUCAAAUACCAACGAGGGGCACUAUACAGACUCAAAGCCCUUGGAGAAAUGCAAAAUAUGGAUAUUACAAUAGAGGGUUUUCAAUAUUGGAUGUGGAGAGGUCUAACAUUCCUUCUACCCUUUCUUUUUAUUGGAUAUAUUUUCCAGUUAACAAACGCCUUUGUUCUAUUCAAUUUGAGCUACCACCCCCAGUCUACAUGGCAGUUAUCCGCAACUGCUUAUCUGUUUUUGGUGUUAUUCAUUGGAAACACUACGACUACAAUAAUGGUUGUGCCGAGCAAAUUGAAGCAGAAACUGAUGCUGAAGAACAGAGUUAUGACACAGAGGGUUUACAAUAGACUACUCGAAGCUAUUAAAAAGGACCAUAAUAGUUAAAAAAA